AUGCCCCGCAUAGAUGCGGACCUCAAGCUCGACUUCAAGGAUGUCCUGCUCCGACCUAAGCGGAGCAGCCUGAAGAGCCGCGCCGAGGUGGAUCUUGCAAGUACAUUUACGUUUCGAAACUCGAAGCAGACCUACUCAGGGAUCCCCAUCGUGGUGGCCAACAUGGACGCUGUGGGGACGUUUGAGAUGGCAGUUGUGAUGUCACAGCACUCCAUGUUUACUGCGAUUCACAAGCAUUACACGCUGGAUGACUGGAAGCGCUUUGCCGAGUACCACCCAGAAUGCCUGCAGCACAUGGCCGUGAGUUCGGGCAGUGGGCAGAACGAUCUGGAGAAGAUGAGCAGCAUCCUGGAGGCUGUGCCGCAGGUGAAGUUCAUUUGCCUGGAUGUGGCCAACGGCUACUCGGAGCAUUUUGUGGAGUUUGUGAAACUGGUCCGAGCCAAGUUUCCCGAGCAUACCAUCAUGGCAGGGAAUGUGGUGACAGGAGAGAUGGUGGAAGAGCUUAUUCUUUCUGGAGCAGAUAUCAUCAAAGUGGGAGUUGGACCAGGUUCCGUGUGUACCACCCGCACCAAGACCGGGGUGGGCUACCCCCAGCUGAGCGCGGUGAUAGAGUGUGCAGACUCCGCCCACGGUCUGAAGGGGCACAUCAUCUCUGAUGGAGGCUGCACGUGUCCAGGAGAUGUCGCCAAAGCCUUCGGAGCGGGAGCCGACUUUGUUAUGCUGGGAGGGAUGUUCUCGGGCCACACCGAGUGUGCAGGGGAAGUAAUCGAGAGGAACGGACAGAAGCUCAAGCUCUUCUAUGGGAUGAGCUCCGAAACAGCCAUGAAGAAACACGCAGGAGGAGUGGCCGAGUACAGAGCCUCCGAGGGCAAGACUGUGGAAGUGCCUUACAAAGGGGAUGUGGAACACACGAUUCUGGAUAUUCUCGGGGGACUGAGGUCUACCUGCACCUACGUGGGGGCUGCCAAGCUCAAGGAGCUCAGCAGGAGAGCAACGUUCAUCCGGGUGACCCAGCAGCACAACACUGUGUUCAGUUAACCACGGGAUGAAGCUGGAGCUGAGGCCGCUUUUCCCAUCUCCCUCCUCUCCAUCGUGCCAGAGCUUCUGGCUGCUCCCGAAAGGUGGAAUGCUGUGUCUUUUCUCCCCUUCCACCGCCUGGAGGCUUUGGGGCUCCCUAGUGCCUUCUUGAGGCCCGGAAGCAGGGCCCUGAUUGGGCCAGUGGCCCAGGACUCAUAGCCUCAUUGUUCACUUGCACCUUUUCAUUUUCUUUUAAAAAAAAGAAAAUGGUUUUACUUUAAUAUAAUGCUAUGAUCUUGAGAUUC
Heterocephalus glaber (naked mole-rat) is the source of this 1322-nucleotide messenger RNA. RefSeq names its product guanosine monophosphate reductase (gene Gmpr). Gene Ontology annotation, biological process: nucleotide metabolic process. NCBI's taxonomy places the organism in Eukaryota, Metazoa, Chordata, Mammalia, Rodentia, Bathyergidae. Gene Ontology annotation, molecular function: GMP reductase activity. The record is from RefSeq and is a predicted model, not a curated record. Gene Ontology annotation, cellular component: GMP reductase complex.